AUGGCAAAUACGGACCAGACUGCGAUCUUGUUGCUGGGAGCAACUGGAUCUGGGAAGUCCAGUUUUCUAGCCUCUCUAGGUCUACCAGCAAAAGUUGGUCAUGGUCUGCAGUCGUGUACUGUUGAACCACAAGGCAUGGAAUACACUACUGCACACGGUGCAAAAUUUGUGCUAGUCGACACACCUGGCUUCAAUGACACCAGUCGAUCUGAUAUGGAAAUACUGGAACGGAUCAUUGGCUUUGUGAUAGCCGAGGAACUUCGAGUUAUUGCGAUAAUUUACUUUCAGACGAUCAACUCCCGGCGAUUGACUGGUUCAAGUCGAAUCAAUUUGCAGUUGCUUCGUGCCAUUGCGGGUGAAGACUUCUAUCCUAGUGUAAUUCUUAUCACUAGUAUGUGGAACAGAUUAGCGGAGGAGGAGUUUGAAUUUGCAAUACACCGUGAAAGAGACUUUCUUGAAUCUGAAAGCGUGUGGAAGCCUUUGCGUGCAAAGGGCGCUGCGUACUUUCGAUGGGAUGAACGUCGAGAACUGACGAGCACUUACACUGCGUCAGAAAUUCUUGAACUACAUGAUCGCUACCAAAACGCCUCAAAUUUACACAUUAUAAACGAGUUAUUGCAAGGAAUGCCUCUUGAAGAGACGACAGCGGGUAACAUCUUGACUUCCGAGCUCUUGAAACGGCAGGAGAAAGAGAGACAAGAGCUGCUGGCCGAGCAAGAAGAGUUAGAAGAAUUGCAGCAACAAACUUCAGUGCUAGAAAAUAUAGCCGCAAGCAAUUUAUCAAAAGCAAGGUAA
Messenger RNA from Verruconis gallopava, 795 nucleotides. RefSeq lists its product as uncharacterized. Gene Ontology annotation, molecular function: GTP binding. The transcript is spliced from 2 exons. Bases 1 to 795 code for a protein of 264 amino acids. Lineage: Eukaryota; Fungi; Ascomycota; Dothideomycetes; Venturiales; Sympoventuriaceae. The record is from RefSeq and is a predicted model, not a curated record.